AUGGUUGCUAAGAAAAGAAAUACAUUAAGAGGAAAGGUAGCAGCAAGGCUGGGCUCUAAACCUUUAGAUAUAUCUACAAUAACUCCUACGGUAGAUGAUGAAUUAUCUGAGGAUCCUAAGGCUUUCUUACACCAAUAUAAAGAAUCCAAGAAAGAGAAACAAAUGAAUAAACAAAGUGCUUUUAUAUCAAAGAUUAAACAAUCAUCAAAAAAUGAAUUUUCAGGUAUAUCUAAGUCAUCAAUAAGACGUAGAAAGAGAAAACUUAGAGAUAAUUUAAAACCAAGAAUGGAGGAUUUAUUAACUUCUUUAAAGCAAGAACUUGAUUUAAAAGAAUUUACUACAGAGUCUCCAAAUAAAGAAGACAUCAUGACAGAUGAAUCAACCAUUUCUUUAUUAGCUUCUAAUAGACCUAGUAGUGUUACUCGUAUUGUUGAUUCCAAAAAACCACUAGAACCUGGAUCCAUUAAGAUAAAAAAAAAUGAACCUAAUAUUAGAAACAAAAAAGGCGCUAGAGCCUUGUCUAUUAAAGAAUCCAAGAGAUUUAUUCAAGUAUUAAAAACUGACGAGUUUAAAAAAAAUUCUUUUGCUGCAUUAAGAGAUAUUAUUAAAUUGCAAAAACAUUGA
Molecule: messenger RNA, 624 nt
Organism: Arxiozyma heterogenica
Lineage: Eukaryota; Fungi; Ascomycota; Saccharomycetes; Saccharomycetales; Saccharomycetaceae
Gene: SLX9
Product: Slx9p
Exons: 1
Coding region: 1-624 (207 amino acids)
Biological process (GO): maturation of SSU-rRNA from tricistronic rRNA transcript (SSU-rRNA, 5.8S rRNA, LSU-rRNA)
Cellular component (GO): 90S preribosome; preribosome, small subunit precursor; nucleolus
Source: RefSeq, a predicted model, not a curated record